UUCCUGCGUUUGAAGACCCAGCACUGCUGUUGCUGGAGUCAGCAUAGGAAAAACGAGAUUCUUUGAACAAGAGAGCGAAUCCAGAAGCACGAAUUGAGGUCUACCAAACGCGUUUGGAGCAGAGAAGCCCCCAACCAAAGCAAGACGUGAGUUUUCUUCUUCUCUCUCUCUCUCUCUCUCUCUCUCUCUCUCUCUCUUCCACGGUGGUUCUAAAUCUUGUUUUCUUUGCAUCUGGAUUCGUUCCAUCUGGGUUUUCUUUCUUUCUCUCGAUUUCCAUCUGGGCUUCUAUCCUUUACCUGAUCUUGUUUUUCUACCAUUUUCCAUCUCGGUUCUCUCUCUCUUGAUUUCCAUCUGGGCUUCUUUCCUUUCCCUGUUCUUGUUUUUCUACCAUUUUCUUCCUCAUUUUCAAUCUGGGUUUUCUUCUUUUCUCGCGAUUUUCAUCUCUUUUCCUUCUUUUCUUAUCUGGGUUUUCUCUCUUCCAAUUCGGAUUUUGUUUCUCUCUCUGAUUUCCCUUCUUUUCUCUCUGUUUUCCAUCUGGGUCUUCUUCGAUUCAAUGUCUUCUCUCCUUCUUUGCUCUUUCAGAUUUCUAUGUUUCUUUUUUUUAUGAUUGUCUCCAAUUGGCACCCGCCCAAAUGCCGAAAAUCCUUGAAUAGGAGAAACUGUAGCUGGGUCUUCUGGAUUAUUUGAGUUGCGACAGACUCAGUAUUUGGAGACAGCUCCUGUUUUGAAAAUCUGGUAAAGGAUUCUGAAGAAUGAGGUGUCUCUUCAACUUCAAGGAGAAACUCAAGACGAGGGAGCAAAAAUCCGCUCCGGAGUUGAAGAAAGGAAGGAAAUUGGAUAAUUCGCCAGUGGGACGGGCAACAAAAUCUUCUAGUUUGACAGCCACAAGUUCAUCCUCGCCUCGUGGUAUUCCUGAUUUGUAUGAGGAGAAGGCGCAGAACUUGCGUGUUUUCACGUUCUCGGAGCUCAGGAAUGCUACCAACAAUUUCAGCCGGCUCCUUAAGAUUGGGGAAGGCGGGUUUGGGAGUGUAUAUAAAGGCUUUGUCAAGCCUCACGAUGGCGGUAGUGAGCAGAUCGUGGUCGCCAUUAAAAAGCUCAACAAGGACGGAUUGCAGGGUCAUAAGCAGUGGGUGGCAGAGGUUCAAUUCCUUGGUGUCCUUGAGCACCCGAAUCUUGUAAAACUUAUUGGUUACUGCGCAGUAGAUGGUGAAAGAGGGAUCCAAAGGCUGUUAGUUUACGAGUUUCUAUCGAACAAGACGCUGGAAGAUCAUCUAUUCAAUCGAGCAUUGCCUGUUCUUCCGUGGAAGUUGAGAUUAGAGAUUGUCUUGGGUGCUGCUCAAGGACUGGCAUAUCUGCAUGAUGGAUUGGAAGUUCAGGUCAUAUAUAGAGAUUUCAAAGCGUCGAAUGUGCUGUUGGAUGAAGAGUUUAAGCCAAAGCUGUCAGACUUUGGGUUAGCAAGGGAGGGGCCAUCAGAUGGGCACACCCACGUGUCCACAGCGGUGGUGGGGACUUAUGGGUAUGCGGCCCCGGACUAUAUCGAGACGGGCCAUCUCACAAUCAAAAGUGAUGUAUGGAGUUUUGGUGUAGUCCUGUACGAGAUCCUCACGGGCAGACGAUCACUGGAGAGAAAUCGCCCACGAAUCGAACAGAAGCUUUUGGAUUGGGUGAAGCAAUUCCCCGCGGACAGUAGGAAGUUCAGCAUGAUAAUGGAUCCAAGGCUUGGCAAUCAGUACUCCCUAAGAGCUGCCCGUGGAAUUGCGAAGCUGGCAGACAGCUGCCUGUCCAAGUACUCCAAAGACCGUCCGACGAUGAGCGAGGUGGUCGAGAGUUUGAAGCAAGCAAUUGAAGUUUCAGAAGCUGGGGUCCCUCCAGAGACAACGGAGUCGUCCUCAGCAACAGACUCGGAGACUGAUAAGAAGCCUGAUGAGGUGGACGGCUCUGAAUACUCGAGAAGGCGGAUGGCCCACCUAGCUAAACUGAGGGAGAAUGCGAAUGCCGUUGGUAGGAGGCGGUUUAUGAUCAUGCAGAGUGCCAAAGAAUCUUAGUGGGGGUGGUUUAAACUGGCGGAGCUUGGGUUGCCGCUGCGCCUGAAUUUUGAACUGGUGGGUGGGCCAGUUGGGCUGGGCUGGGCCCAUUCAAAUCUUAAUUUUACUUGUCCUGGCCCACCCCAUUUACAAUCCUAGCUGUUAUUAUUAUUAUUAUUAUUUUUUUUCUUCCGCUGAUAUGGUGUGUUUGAGCUCUCCAAGGUGUUUGAUGAUUGGAAUGGGAUCCAAGAGAUGUGUGGGCCCUCAUCGGAUCCGUCCACGUCCCAAAAUUCUGGAAUUUCAGCUCUUUUUCUUUUUCCAUUAUUUCUGGCCUGUUGUGUAUAAAUUGUUGUAUUCUACAUGUGAAGGGAUGAGUAGUUGAUACGAAACGACGGUUCGUUCCAGCUCAA
Molecule: messenger RNA, 2434 nt
Organism: Magnolia sinica
Lineage: Eukaryota; Viridiplantae; Streptophyta; Magnoliopsida; Magnoliales; Magnoliaceae
Product: probable serine/threonine-protein kinase PBL19
Exons: 4
Coding region: 753-2045 (430 amino acids)
Biological process (GO): protein phosphorylation
Molecular function (GO): protein kinase activity; ATP binding
Source: RefSeq, a predicted model, not a curated record